AUGUCCCAUCUCUCCGUCCUCUCCGCGCCUCUUUCUAAACCCACACGUCGCAGCGAAGACGACGCCUACUUUACAACACAAGCUUGCUCAUCUAGCAACUCGACCCUCGCUAUUCCCAACAACUUUUUGAAGCCAUCACGAUCCAGAUCCAACAGCUUCCUUCCCAAGCUUGGUGGUGUGAGCAGCUUGCCAGCUUCACCUAUUGCCUCGUGCUUCCCACAACGACCCGGUUUCCGUAGAGCUGCGACCAGCGCCGCUGUGUCGACCGUCAGCACUUGCGCCGAUUCGACACGCUUCGACGAGCUUCACUACUCUCAGACACACUUUUCGAGGAGCACGCUUCUCGUCUACCCUGGUCCCGAGAGCAAUACUCAGAUCGACGGUAGUCGAGCGGAAGCGGAAGAAGACAUCCGUGAACUGCUGCUAGCAUCCUCAGACGAAGAGUCUUCGGCCCCGCCUUCCACACCUGGUAUCGACAGUUCGAGAAUCCCACCUCGCGGUUCUUCGGUCCUCGUUUCGCAUCCCAAACAGUCUAUGGAAUCGGAAAAGUCGACAUUGUCGCUUCCUGAACCCAUCACACUUUUGGCAGCACCAACACCACAGGUUCACGAGAACAGACGUGCAGGGUGA
Molecule: messenger RNA, 630 nt
Organism: Pseudozyma hubeiensis SY62
Lineage: Eukaryota; Fungi; Basidiomycota; Ustilaginomycetes; Ustilaginales; Ustilaginaceae
Exons: 1
Coding region: 1-630 (209 amino acids)
Source: RefSeq, a predicted model, not a curated record